Anopheles stephensi (Asian malaria mosquito) is the source of this 316-nucleotide messenger RNA. RefSeq lists its product as uncharacterized. Bases 58 to 255 code for a protein of 65 amino acids. The transcript has a single exon. Lineage: Eukaryota; Metazoa; Arthropoda; Insecta; Diptera; Culicidae. The record is from RefSeq and is a predicted model, not a curated record.
AACCCUUUUUGUCCUUCGGACGUUGCUCACGUUAGUUGUUUUCCAAAACCAAGCAAGAUGAACCUAUCGCUCCCGUUCUGGAUGCUGAUCGCCUUGAUCGCCGGACUGUUUGUCACGGUAGCCGUUGGCGAAACGACGUGUUCGUCCUCGCAGCGCGUCCGGUGCAACAUCCACUGUCGCAGCUACAACAAGCUUGCCACGUGCAGCAACAGUGAGUGUGUGUGCGUCGAUAAGCCUACUAAAAGCCCUGCCUAAAGAGUGGGUUAGUGAGUUAGCAGUCCGAUGAAAAUAAAGUAAGAGCGUUCUAACAUUCUAU